AAUAAGUGAAUGGGCCUAAUAGACCCGGCCCGGCCCGGCGACACAGAGAUCAUAUUCUGACCUCUAACCUUUCUCUAGGAAACCUUUUUCUUGCCUUGCAAGCGAGCAAUCCUAAUUCCCAAUCUGAAGUCGUAGCAAAGAUGACGAGGCGAUCCAUCUUUGCUAAGUUAUCGGGGACGGGGUAUCCAAACUGGUCUUCCGUGGUGGCGACUACCAAGGAGCGGGCUGGUCUGAUUGCGCAGGAAAUUGUUUCGAAAGGGAUGAUAGGCUGCUUUGGAUACGGGCUUGGUACCAUGAUUUUCUCCCAAUCCUCUACGCUAGGACGAUAUGAAGUCAUGUUGCAUAAAUUGGAGGGGGUCAUAAAAAAGCAUGAAGAACUUUUAAGGUUUGUGGAUAAGGGUGAAGAAGAGCUAGUGCAAUUGGAGGAGAAUUAUAAGAAGAGGAUGGAGUAUUGGAGUAGAGCUUCAAAAAACUAGCCCUUGUAGUAUUCAAAUUCCAAACUUGAUUGUGGGUGUGUUAUGAUUAACCUUGGAACCAACUAGCUUGUUGUUGCUAUUUGCUAAAAGACUUUUCAUUUGAAUAAUGACCAUUCCUCGGGCAUGUGUCAAAAAUGUUAUUAUUUUGUUACUAGCCUGAAUGCUUGUCCCAGAACAUCCCCUCCGUUGAGUUGUUGUGUGUUACAUGGGACGAUUA
This is a messenger RNA of Raphanus sativus (radish), 693 nucleotides long. RefSeq lists its product as uncharacterized. Bases 141 to 476 code for a protein of 111 amino acids. The record is from RefSeq and is a predicted model, not a curated record. NCBI's taxonomy places the organism in Eukaryota, Viridiplantae, Streptophyta, Magnoliopsida, Brassicales, Brassicaceae. The transcript is spliced from 4 exons.